Molecule: messenger RNA, 942 nt
Organism: Polypterus senegalus (gray bichir)
Lineage: Eukaryota; Metazoa; Chordata; Cladistia; Polypteriformes; Polypteridae
Product: olfactory receptor 2AJ1-like
Exons: 1
Coding region: 1-942 (313 amino acids)
Biological process (GO): G protein-coupled receptor signaling pathway
Cellular component (GO): membrane
Molecular function (GO): G protein-coupled receptor activity; olfactory receptor activity
Source: RefSeq, a predicted model, not a curated record
AUGAACACCUCCAUGGAGUCAGUGUCAGAGUUUGUGCUGCACUGCGUGAUUGAUUCAAGUCAGAGGAACUAUACGAUUGCAGCUCUCAUCUUCAUUUACUUGAUGUCAAUUUGUAGCAACCUGCUGGUUUUUCUGGUCAUAGUGCAGAACAAUCAGCUUCAAACGCCCAUGUUUCUUUUAAUUGCAACUCUUGCAAUACUAGACAUGCUGAACAGCUCUAAUCUUAUUCCACGAAUGGUAGCCAUCCUCAUUUCAGAUUACCUUGCUGUUCCAUAUGGACCUUGCAUUCUGCAGAUUGAUGUAGAAGCUCACAUUCUGGUAGUCGGAACUCUUGUUAUAUCCCUCAUGGCAGCUGACCGCUAUGUUGCUGUCGUUUAUCCCCUCAGAUACCCUUCAGUGAUCACAAAUCAAACAGUGUUGGUCUGCAUCUUACUAACCAAUGUCAUUUCAGUUAUAUUCAUCAUACCAUUGACAGUUCUUUUGACCGAACUUCCUUUUUGUCAAGGUAACAUUCUUUCUUCUUGUUUCUGUGAUUAUUCUGCAAUGGUUCAGAAGUCAUGUACUGAAGAUCCCAGGUAUUUGAGUUAUCUCUCCGGCCUGACAGUUCUUUUUGUCAUUGGCCCACUGCUACUGAUUUUGUCUUCGUACCUUCGAAUCACUUUGGCAGCACUGCAAAUUUCUUCUGUGGAAGAAAGAAAAAAGGUGUUUAGCACCUGCCUGACUCACUUAUUGGUGGUUUGUACUAUUUAUAUACCUCUGAUUUUGUCAUACCUGUUACCAGGAACUGGGAUUAUUUUGUCUACUGAAGCCUACAACACUCUUGUCAUAGUUGGCAAUACUGUUCCUCCUACGUUGAAUCCCAUUAUUUAUAGUUUUCGCAAUAAGGAGAUUAAAACAAGCCUUUACAAAUUUUUCAUGAGGAAAACAGCUGGAGGAAAUUAA